CUGGGCCUGCGCUGGGAGAGACUGGGUUAUACUGGGAGAGACUGGGUUACACUGGGUUAUACUGGGGUGUGCUGGGAGAGACUGGGUUAUACUGGGAGAGACUGGGUUAUACUGGGGUGUGCUGGGAGAGACUAGAUUAUACUGGGUUAUACUGGGGUGUGCUGGGAGAGACUGGGUUACACUGGGUUAUACUGGGUUAUACUGGGAGAGACUGGGUUACACUGGGUUAUACUGGGAGAGACUGGGUUAUACUGGGAGAGACUGGGUUAUACUGGGGUGUGCUGGGAGAGACUAGAUUAUACUGGGUUAUACUGGGGUGUGCUGGGAGAGACUGGGUUACACUGGGUUAUACUGGGUUACACUGGGAGAGACUGGGUUAUACUGGGAGAGACUCGGUUAUACUGGGGUGUGCUGGGAGAGACUGGGUUACACUGGGUUAGACUGGGUUAUACUGGGCUGUGCUGGGAGAGACUGGGUUGUACUGGGUUGUACUGGGGUGUGCUGGGAGAGACUGGGCUGUGCUGGGAGGUUCUGCGUUAUACUGAGCUGUACUGGGCUGUACUGGGUUAUACUGGGCUGUACUGGGUUGUACUAGACUGUACUGGGUUAUACUGAACUGUACUGGGUUGUACUGAGAGAUUCUCGGUUAUACUGGGAACUUCUCAGUUGUACUGGGGUGUGCUGGGUUGUACUAGACUGUACUGAGUUAUACUGAGCUGUACUGGGUUGUGCUGAGAGAUUCUCGGUUAUACUGGGAGCUUCUCGGUUAUACUGGGCUGUACUGGGAGCUUCUCAGUUGUACUGGGGUGUGCUGGGUUAUAGCGGGCUGUGCUGAGUUAUACUGGGAUAUUCUGAGUUAUACUUGGCUGUACUGGACCCUACCUGGCCGUGCUGGGUUCUGCUGGGCCGCACUGGGUUAUAGUGGGCUCUGCUGGGUUAUACUGGGGUCAUACUGGCGUUUCGGGGCGCGGAUCGGCGCCGUCAUGGAGCGGUUCGUGGCGGGGAGCCGGGCAGCUCUGCAGGAUCACAUCCAGCAGCACCAGGAGAUCCACGUGGUGAUGGGCAACGAGGCCUGUGACCUGGACUCCACCGUCUCGGCGCUGGCCCUGGCCUAUUUUCUAGCCCAGACCUCCCCGGCUCCCAAAGCCGCCUGGGUGCCGGUGCUGAACAUCCCCCGCGCCGACUUCGCGCUGCGGACGGAGACGACGUUCCUGCUGCGGGACCGGGGGAUCCCGGCCGCCUCGCUCGUCUUCCGGGACGAGAUCGACCUGGCGGGGCUGCACCACGCUGGGCUGCUCUCCCUGACGCUGGUCGAUCACCACGUGCUGCCCAGUGCUGACGCUGCCCUGGAGGACGCCGUGGUGGAAGUCCUGGACCACCGGCCGCUGGAGCGGGACCGCGGUCCCCCGUGCCGGGUGACGGUGGAGCCGGUGGGCUCCUGUGCCACGCUGGUGACCGAGAGGAUCCUCCAGGGCCCCCCGGGCGUGCUGGACGGAACCACGGCCGCGCUGCUGCACGGCACCAUCCUGCUGGACUGCAUCAACCUGAGCCCGGCGGCGGGCAAGGUGACGCCCAGGGACGCGGCCUGCGUGUCCCUGCUCGAGGAGAGGUUCCCGGAGCUGCCGGCCCGCCACGCCGUGUUCGGAGCCCUGCAGGCGGCCAAGUUUGAUGUCACAGGGCUGACCACGGAGCAGAUGCUGCGGAAGGACCUCAAAGCCCUCUCCAACGACGAGGCGGUCGUUGCCAUCAGUGGCGUCUUCGAGGACCUGGAAACGUUCCUGCUCCGGCCUGGCUUGCUGCAGGACCUGGAGGCUUUCUGCCAGGGCCGUGGCUACGCGGCGCUGGUGGCCAUGACCGUGUCCUUUAACGAACGCCACGAGCCCACCCGCAAACUCGCCGUCUACAGCCGGCAGGAGCCCCUCCGCGCCACGCUGUGCCGGGCGCUGGAGGAGGCGACGACGCCGUCCCUGCUGCUGCAGCCGCUGCCGAGCCCCUGGCCCUGCGUGGUGGCCUACGCCCAGGGCAACGCCCUGGCCACUCGCAAGAAGGUGCUGCCCAUCCUGAGGGCAGCGCUGGCGGGUCUGGGGGCUGCCGGGGGUCCCGAGGAGGAGGUGGUGCCCCCGCCCACCCCCAUGAACAGCCUGGUGGAGGAGUGUCCCCUGGCACAGGCCGUGCCCCCGCUGUGUCCCCAGGACGUCCUGGAGCGGGUCAGCCGCAUCGCCGUGGGGCAGCCCCCCGGCUCCCCGAAAUAGCAGCAGGCACCUCGUGGCUUUUUUUGAGGUCUGGGUGAGAAGUUUGGGGUCCUUGAGCAGGCCCUGGUGGGGUGCCUGGGUGUCGAAGCUGAUUUUGUUAAGAGUUCAGCUCCCGGUUCCCGUCGUGGUUUGUCCCCCCACAAUGGCUCCCUCUGCCCCACUGGUCCCCAGGGUGGGGUUUUGGGGAUGCCCUGGGCAGCAGUUGCACCCCCUUAAUGAAGGCAUUGGGCUGGGGGAGUUAACGAGUUCUUAACGAUCUUCCUUCCUUGGGGGGCACAGGGGGGCCCCCGAGGGUGGGUCCGGACAUGCAGCCAUCCAGGAUUAUCACUGUUUUCCAAGGAUUAAAUUCCCCUUUUCUUCCA
Molecule: messenger RNA, 2614 nt
Organism: Hirundo rustica (Barn swallow)
Lineage: Eukaryota; Metazoa; Chordata; Aves; Passeriformes; Hirundinidae
Gene: PRUNE1
Product: prune exopolyphosphatase 1
Exons: 8
Coding region: 984-2252 (422 amino acids)
Cellular component (GO): cytoplasm
Molecular function (GO): exopolyphosphatase activity
Source: RefSeq, a predicted model, not a curated record